Messenger RNA from Arabis nemorensis, 519 nucleotides. Lineage: Eukaryota; Viridiplantae; Streptophyta; Magnoliopsida; Brassicales; Brassicaceae. The record is from the annotation of a GenBank genome assembly.
AUGGCAAGAGAAUUUGUUUUGGAUUGCAUUCAUCUCAAACAGCUGGAGUUGAGAAUACAUAUGCCAAAGUUACCUGAUGAACAACAUUUCCCUGCUCACCUUACAACGAUAUCUCUAACCGGGUGUCGUUUGGAGGAGGAUCCGAUGCCGAUUCUAGAGAAGUUGCUGCACUUAGAUGAGGUUACUUUAUGGUAUCGUUCUUUCUCUGGGGUGAGAAUGGUUUGCUCGGCUGGUGGGUUUCCUCAGUUGCAUAAGCUUGUAUUAUGUGGACUAGAGGAGUGGAAAAAGUGGAUAGUAGAAGAAGGCUCCAUGUCACUUCUUCAUACUCUAGAUAUUAGGUGUUGGAGUAAGUUAAAGGAGCUUCCUAAUGGGCUGCGAUUCGUCACUUCUUUAAAGGAUCUAACUUCUAUAUUUAUGGGACGGCGAGUGAAAGAAAGAUUGUCGGAAGGAGGAGAAGAUUAUUACAAAUUCCAACACAUUCUUUCUGUUAUAUUCCAAAGAGAAUAUACAGAUGAGUGA